UUCCAGCAAUAGCAGAGAUGCACAGGUCAAUCACUGUUAUUAUUACUUUUUAUAAACCAACUCCAACGUAAAUCCAAGAAAGAAGUUCAUUAUCUCAAUUAAAAGCCAAAAAAAGACAGAAUUGCCAUGCUUCCUUUCUCUUUUCCUCUCAUUUUGAUCUUCCCACCUCUCAUUCUAGCCAAGUUCUUAACCCUAUAUCCAUGCCCAAUUAGGACCUGAUUGCUGUGACAUCACUGAACUCCAGACAGCCGUUGCAGCUGUUAGCCGACCAGCCGGAAAUAGACACAGAAAGGGAGAACUGAAUAGCAGGGGUUGUGAAUACGGGUGGGGGAUUAGAAGCUCAUGCUUUCAGAUCCCUUUGUGCCAAGGGGAGGAGAGAGUGGAGAGGGGGUGGACCAACCCCAAAUCUACUGCCUGUUGUAAAGAAAAGAGGGAGAGAGAGAGGAGCAGAAAAAGUUAGUGCAACAGAGGUGAUGGACUUAGUCCAGUAAGAGUGACAGGGAACACAAACUCUUCAGAGGGCUAGAAGAACAUGCUGGUGGACUUUCAUUGCCUUCAAAACCCAGAGAAACCUACAGCACUUAAUAUACAUACCUGCUGAUCUUCUGAGGUCUUCAAAGCCCUCUCUAACAUCUCCUUGAAAUACUUGACCGUAAACAUUUUAAAAGGACUUGCUUUCAGUCACGCUUUGAUUAAACUUUUCAGUUUGUUUAAUAUGUAUUUAACAUUUCACUCCUGUCUCCCUGAGAAGAAGGCUUGAAGCAGUUUUUUUCAGAGUUCUUGAGAGAGGAUUUGCAGGCUUUGCAUCACCACACAGACAGAGGUGUUUAACUGAGGGCUUGUAGACUGAAGACCUUUCCACUGACACCGAGGACAUACUAACAAAAGUGAGACAGUGGGGGAUUACGACAGACCGAGCGAGAGGAAACCCCACAGAGCAUUUCUGCAAGUUGUGAUGACUAUUUCCACAGAGGCACUUCAUUCGGUUUCUCCUGGGCAUUGACGGAUAUCAAGAGGGUGCUGUGCAAUAAACUGGAAUCAUCUGGUAAGGGUGCGUGUGGUCAUGGAUGUCCCUGCGCUAGUAUGGCUGGUGUUGCUCUUGGCGAGUGGAGGGUUUCCUGGAACGGAGGGCAGCCCUCAGCAGUUUGACAGCAGUGACGAAGGUCCAGAGGUUGAAUUCCUGUCGACCUCUCGCACACGACGGGCUCCAGAGCCUCCACUGCAGGACAAGUGCUCCUACACCUUCAUCGUACCCCAGCAAAAGGUUACGGGAGCCAUUUGUGUGAACUCCAAGGAGCCUGAGGCCGUGCUGGAGAACCGUGUCAAUAAGCAGGAGCUGGAACUCCUCAAUUCUGAGCUGCACAAGCAGAAGAGACAAAUCGAGACUCUACAGCAGCUUGUAGAAGUCGACGGCGGCAUCGUCAAUGAGGUGAAGCUUUUGCGCAAGGAGUCCCGUAAUAUGAAUUCCAGAGUGACGCAGUUAUACAUGCAGCUGCUGCAUGAGAUCAUCCGCAAGAGGGACAACGCGCUGGAGCUCUCUCAACUGGAGAACAAGAUCCUCAACCAGACCUCCGAGAUGCUGCAGCUUACAAACCGCUAUAAAGAUCUGGAGCAUAAGUAUCAGCACCUCGCCUCACUUGCCAAUAACCAGUCAGCGCUCAUUGCCCUUCUUGAGGCGCAGUGUCAGAGGGGACCACCGGUUGUGGUACCCAGGGUACCAGUCCAACCUCAGCCCCAUCCACAACCUCAACCGCAACCCAGACCCUCACCACCCCUCAAUAAACCCUUCCAGCCAACAACCUUUAACCGUAACAACCAGAUCACCAACGAGAUCCAGAGCGAUCAGAACCUCAAAGUGCCUCCUGCUCCUCUCCCCACCAUGCCAGGAGGAACUCACAGCCCGUCCACCACAAACAAACCCUCCGGUCCCUGGAAGGAUUGUCUGGAGGCUCUGGAGGACAGUCACACUAACAGUGGCAUGCACCUGGUGAAGCCGGAGAAUACCAACAAGCUGAUGCAGGUGUGGUGCGAUCAAAGACAGGAUCCUGGCGGCUGGACCGUCAUCCAGAGAAGAUUGGAUGGGUCUGUCAACUUCUUCAGAAACUGGGAGACAUAUAAGCAAGGCUUUGGAAACAUCGAUGGAGAGUAUUGGCUGGGUCUGGAGAACAUAUACUGGAUAACCAGUCAAGGGAACUACAAGCUGCUGGUCACCUUAGAGGACUGGUCUGGACGCAAGACAUUUGCAGAGUACGCAAGUUUCCGUCUUGAACCUGAAAGCGACUUCUAUAGGCUCAGGGUGGGCCGCUACCAUGGCAAUGCCGGUGACUCCCUAACUUGGCACAACGGGAAGCAGUUCACCACUCUGGACAGAGAUCAUGAUGUAUACACAGGCAACUGUGCCCACUAUCAAAAGGGAGGCUGGUGGUAUAAUGCCUGUGCCCACUCAAAUCUGAAUGGUGUGUGGUACAGAGGAGGACACUACCGCAGCCGCUAUCAGGACGGUGUGUACUGGGCAGAAUUCAGAGGAGGCGCCUACUCUCUCAAGAAGGUUGUGAUGAUGAUACGACCCAACCCCAACACCUUCCACUGAGCAGCGCAUGAACACAGGGAAUGAACCGAUAACUGCUCCCCAACGGUCGCCAUUCACCCUAUAAAGUGCAGUUCACUUAGAUUGUGGUUUAGCUUCCUAUGUAACAUAGUUAAAUAAGAUAUGUGGCAAAGCAACAAACAGUGUCUUGGUUGAUGUAAUUGAGAAGGAGCACCAAAUUGACAUGGACUACAAAAGAAAGCUAUUUACAACACAGAAAUUGCAGUGUGAUAAAUUGGCCAGUUUCCCUUACAAUGUUUGUCACUACGAAAGUCAUGAACAUGAUGUUCUUUUUCUCUCUUGUUCGAUCAAAUCAAGUGAAACCUGUUCAUCUUUAAAUAUACAGUGCAAUUGCGAAUCUGAUGUCUGAUGUUUCAAAUUAUUUUGUUAAAUAGGCCAUAAAAAUAUAUAUAUAUAUAUAUGAAAAUAACUGAUCAGUACUCAUUCAUUGUUACAACUAAGACACAGGACAUCCAAUCCAGUGAUAAAUAGCUUAUGCUUUUCUAGUUUAUUCAAAGCUCUGAUAACAUAUUUCCUGAUGAGAUGAAUGACUCAUAAGUUAUUUCACGAAUAUCAUGUUUAAAAUUCAUAUAAUGCUGUAGUUAAUGCAUAAUUAAACAUAAAAACACAUCUUAAAACAGUCAUCAAUUGCUCCAUCUAAACUGUAUUUACUGUGUAAAUUAGCUGUUGGUGUCAAAUGAAGAUCCAACAUGUUUAUGUACAUAUAAACGUAAUAUUGUUGAAAAUAAUGUGUCAUUUGUAAUAUACUGUAAGUGUAACUGAUUUCCCCAAGCACGGUCAAACUGAUGCAAUAAAGGAUGUACAGCUA
Messenger RNA from Carassius auratus (goldfish), 3416 nucleotides. Its product is annotated as angiopoietin-related protein 2-like. Gene Ontology annotation, biological process: blood coagulation. Bases 1064 to 2590 code for a protein of 508 amino acids. Lineage: Eukaryota; Metazoa; Chordata; Actinopteri; Cypriniformes; Cyprinidae. The record is from RefSeq and is a predicted model, not a curated record. The transcript has 5 exons.